AUAUUUUAUUGAAUUAUGCUACGAAGUUUUAAGUAUUAUAGUGGCUUUACCCUAGCUCGAAAAAAACAUACCGGGAAAGUGAUAGCCAUACGAAGAGAAGAUCAAUCAGUAUGGGAAAGAAGAGCCCCGUUCGCACCAGCCAACGUGGCCGAAUUAACCAGAAACGGAGUCAAAGUAAUCGUCCAACCGGCAAAUAGAAGAGCUUAUCCCGUUCAAGCAUAUGUAAACGCCGGAGCAGUGAUACAAGAAGAUAUAUCCGAGGCGUCUGUGGUGUUUGGCGUAAAACAAGUCCCUAUCGAUUUGUUGCUGCCGAACAAAACGUACUGCAUGUUCUCACACACAAUCAAAGCACAAGAGGCUAACAUGCCCCUGCUGGACGCAAUUUUAGAAAAAAACAUACGACUAAUAGAUUACGAAAAGCUCAUGGAUUCUUCUGGGAACAGAGUAGUGGCUUUUGGGAAAUAUGCUGGGAUUGCUGGUAUCAUAAAUAUCUUACACGGUCUGGGAUUACGGUUGCUAGCUCUUGGACACCACACACCACUAAUGCACAUCGGGCCCGCCCACAAUUACCGAAAUUCGAUGAUGGCCAGACAAGCGCUAAGAGACGCCGGGUACGAGAUUGCGUUGGGAAUGAUGCCUAAAUCAAUAGGUCCAAUUACAUUUGUCUUUACUGGAUCGGGAAACGUAUCGCAAGGAGCACAAGAAAUAUUCCAAGAGCUACCACACGAAUAUGUGCCACCGUCUAUGCUCCAAAAAGUUGCAGAACAUGGAGGCAGUACAAAGUUUUACGCGUGUGUAGUAACACGUAAAGAUUAUUUGGAAAGAAUUGAUGGCGGAGGAUAUGACCAAGAAGAAUAUGAACAACAUCCGUCCAAAUACAGAUCAACGUUCAACAAAAAAAUCGCUCCGUACGCUUCGGUCAUCAUCAACUGCAUAUACUGGGCUCCGGAUUGUUCCAAACUGUUGACAGUACCAGACGCAAAAUCACUGCUCACUCCUUCUCAACUCCCGUGGAUACCAAUAUCCGAAGGCGCACCAGGACUUCCGCACAGGUUACUGGGCAUCUGUGAUAUAUCUGCAGAUCCGGGUGGUUCUAUAGAGUUCAUGAACGAGUGCACGACCAUUGACAAUCCGUUUUGUCUUUACGACGCACAUUUACAUAAAGACACUAAGAGUUUUAGAGGCUCUGGAGUUUUGGUGUGUUCGAUAGAUAAUAUGCCGACGCAACUGCCAAUGGAAUCCACCGACUUAUUUGGAAACUUGGUACUUCCAUAUGCCAUGAAUAUACUUCAAUCGGACGCCACUAAACCACUGGAAGAGGAAACUUUUUCUCCAACAGUUCUAGGAGCUAUCAUCGCCAGCAAUGGAUCGCUGACCGAACGGUUUGAAUACAUCAAAGAGUUACGGCUAGCCAAUAAAUUCGCUUCCUCUAAGUCCUCCAAUGUUGAUCACACUGGCAAAAGAGUAUUGGUACUCGGUUCCGGCCAUGUGUGUGGACCAUUAAUCGAAUAUCUUUUAAAAGACGAAUCGUUAAUAAUCAUACUCGGUUCUGUGGACAUGAGUGGAGCCAAUAGCUUGGCAAACAAGUUCAAUAGAGUUCAGCCAACUCAAAUAAAUAUUUUGGAGGACUUGAGUUACUUGAAAGAACUCGUUGGACAGUCGGAUUUGGUUGUGUCGCUUCUACCUAGUCAAUUCCACCACUUAGUGGCUGAACAAUGUAUAGAAUUUAAAAAAAAUAUGGUGACGGCUUCAUACUGUUCAAAUAAAAUGUCACAGCUGCAUGAUAAAGCCGUCGAAGCCGGUAUAACCAUUGUCAAUGAAGUUGGAUUGGAUCCGGGCAUCGAUCAUCUGUUGGCCAUGGAAUGUAUUGAUCAGAUACACGAAGAGGGUGGUAAGAUCGAUUCGUUCGUAUCAUAUUGCGGGGGCUUACCGGCUCCCGAAUAUUCCAACAAUCCGCUGAGAUAUAAGUUCUCGUGGUUUCCUCGCGGAGCGCUUGUAAAUACCGUAGCUGAAGCCAAAUACCUAAAAAAUCACGAAAUCAUCGAUAUCCCUGCUGGUGGCGCUCUAAUGAACAGUACGACAGAAUUAGAUUUCUUACCUGGAUUUUCGUUUGAGGGAUUUCCAAAUCGAGACAGCACCCGAUAUGCCAAACUAUACGGCAUAGCAGCAGAAGUACAGACCAUGCUCAGGGGUACGAUACGAUAUAAAGGUUUUUCUGAGAUGAUGAAGAUACUACAAAAACUGCGUCUUAUCGAUUCUAAGGACCACGCUGUCCUCCAUCCAAAUGGGCCUGAUAUCACAUGGUGUCAGUUGAUUUGCACGCUAUUAGAGAUCAAUGACAUUGACAUGUUCUACGAAAAUUUGUUGUCGAAAGUAGCCGAUAAAAUCGGACCAUCGGUUCUAGACAAAGUCAUGGAUCUAGGACUGCUAACAGAGGAACCAGUCUUAAAACUCGGCUCACCAUUAGACACGUUUUCACAAUUCAUCGCUUCAAAAUUGUCUUUAAAUAAAGACGAAAGAGACCUGGUGGUAUUGUACCACGACAUAGGAGUUUUGUGGCCAGGCAAUCGAUACGAAAAAAAAUUGGUAACGCUUGUGUCUUACGGCGAGACCAAUGGAUACACAGCAAUGGCGAAAACGGUUGGGAUACCAACGGCAAUAGCAGCUACUAUGGUCCUCCAAGGAGAAAUACAAGCCAAGGGCAUGGUGUUACCAUUCACCCCAGAUAUUUACAGACCCAUGUUAACAAGAUUAAGGCUCGAGGGGAUAUCUGCGCAAACCACGAAUGUUCGGUCAUGAUUUCAUGAUUUAAUUAUAUUUUUCGUCUCAAAUAAAAUGUUUCAUUGUAUU
Molecule: messenger RNA, 2850 nt
Organism: Melanaphis sacchari
Lineage: Eukaryota; Metazoa; Arthropoda; Insecta; Hemiptera; Aphididae
Gene: LKRSDH
Product: alpha-aminoadipic semialdehyde synthase, mitochondrial
Exons: 17
Coding region: 16-2799 (927 amino acids)
Cellular component (GO): cytoplasm
Molecular function (GO): saccharopine dehydrogenase activity
Source: RefSeq, a predicted model, not a curated record